Messenger RNA from Zootoca vivipara (common lizard), 2200 nucleotides. It is a transcript of the gene GATAD1, whose product is annotated as GATA zinc finger domain containing 1. Gene Ontology annotation, molecular function: sequence-specific DNA binding; zinc ion binding. Lineage: Eukaryota; Metazoa; Chordata; Lepidosauria; Squamata; Lacertidae. Gene Ontology annotation, biological process: chromatin organization; regulation of DNA-templated transcription. The record is from RefSeq and is a predicted model, not a curated record. Gene Ontology annotation, cellular component: nucleus.
UCCCCCCUCCCCAGCUUCCUCAGCUGCUCCGCUUCCAGGCACAACAUCCGUCGUGGCGACGAGCGGGCUUGCAGCCGGAGGCCGAGCGAGCGGUGACCCGGCGCCAAGAUGCCGCUGGGCCUGAAGCCGACGUGCAGCAUGUGCCGCACCACCUCCUCGUCCAUGUGGAAGAAAGGGGGCCAGGGCGAGAUCCUUUGCAACAACUGCACGGGCCGACCGGGGCCUCCCGGGUCCGCGGGAGCCGCCUACGCCACGACCUCGGCGGCUGCGCAGCACAGCAACGGCGGCAGCGGCGGAGGGAGCGGUGGCGGGAAGCAGAGUAAGCAAGAAAUUCACAGAAGAUCUGCUCGAUUAAGAAACACAAAAUACAAGUCUGCUCCAGCUGCUGAAAAGAAAGUUUCCACUAAAGGAAAAGGGAGAAGGCAUAUUUUUAAGUUAAAAAAUCCCAUCAAAGCUCCAGAGUCUGUAGCUACCAUAAUUACAGCAGAAUCUAUCUUCCAUAAGGGAGUUUACUAUCAGAUUGGAGAUGUUGUUUCAGUGAUUGAUGAGCAGGAUGGUAAAAUAUACUAUGCUCAGAUUAGAGGGUUUAUUCAAGACCAAUACUGCGAAAAAAGUGCAGCUUUAACAUGGCUCAUUCCUACUGCAGCUAGCCCCAAAGACUGUUUUGACCCUGCAACUUACAUAAUAGGGCCAGAAGAAGACCUUCCAAGGAAAAUUGAGUACUUAGAGUUUGUUUGUCAUGCGCCUUCAGAAUAUUUCAAAUCUCAGUCAUCUCCUUUCCCUACCAUUCCUACUAGACCAGAAAAGGGUUAUAUCUGGACUCACGUUGGACCUACCCCAGCAAUUUCCAUCAAGGAAACUGUUGCCAGCAGCUUGUAGUGUGUCUUGCUCUUGAGAGACUCCUUUUUAUGUAUAUUAAUAUUCACAAAUGUUUAUGUUUUAGUACGGUAUAUCCAGCUAGGCCUAUGAGUGGCUUUUAUUUAUUAUUUAAAUUUGGGUGCCUUUUUCAAAAUCAAAAUUUCUUCACGUUAUUUGAAACUUCUUUUUCUUCUCUGUCAAAAGUAACUUCUCACAUGCUUGUUCAAUCUAGUGAGAAGCUGUACAUUUUGUAUUUGUUAGUAUUGCUUUAUACAAAAAUAAAGUUAUUGACUACCUUUCUUCACAAAAAAGCCUCUGUUACUAUCACUUUGAAAAACUUAUGUAUCUGUGUGUUCAUUUACAAAAACCAUUGCAUCUAGUAAAUAGAACUUAAGUUCAGUAUAGUAUAGUAUAGAGCAUAAUUGCAGGUGUUCAUUUCCUCCCCGCUCCAAAUUACUAUAUGCCAGGGAUGGGGAACUUGCAGUUGUAAUAGUACAACGUACAUGGAGUCCUACUCCUAUCGGCCACAGCCAGCAUGGCCAGUGGUCAGGGCUAAUGGGAGUUUUAGUUCAACACCAUCUGGAUUGUCGCAAGAUCCAUAUCCUUGUUCUUUGCCCAAAUAAACAAAUUUCACUAUUAUGCUGUUAAUUUUCUGAAACUACAAAAGUUUCAACUGAGCAGACUUUUAAAUAGCUGCUUGCCAAAGGUUCAUAAGAAUUGUCUUACUGUGUGCCAGGUAAGAUGUAAAUGGAGUAAACACUGUUAAGAGAGGGGACAAGUACAGCCACAUUGAAAUACGUGAUCAGGUGUCCACCUCUAAAUAAAUCUUCAUUGGAGAGAGGAUAUUCUAACCACCAGUAGUUGCUGUUAUCCUUUUCCUUCAAAAGAUGCUUAAGCGUAUGUUUGCAAGGCUAUGCAUAUUCUCAAACAAUUAUCAUCAUGGAUCUGUUAUUAUCAUCAUGGAUCAAUCUAGCUUCAGACUUCCUUCAGACUUCCUUGGCUUCUCAGUAAUACCAUCAACCAUGGUAUCCUUUUUACACCCACUAGUUAGUGUAGGAACUGGUGGCACCAUGCUUCAAGUGAGUUCAUUCCUAUGUAGCUGAGCAUGCCAUUUCAGAACAUAGUUCUGGAGCAGGGGACUACUGCCCCAUAAUACCUGCACUUUCAUGGUUAACAAUUCUGUCUUUGGGGGGCCUUUCAACAUCUACCCAUGAAGCUACUGCACGCAAUGUACUGAUGACACCUAGCUCUACUUUCCCUUUCAAUACCACAUAAAAUGGUGGACAAUGUCAUGUCUAAAAUCCAUAUUACAUCACUUUAGAAUGUAUGUGGAAGAUUAAUA